Molecule: messenger RNA, 1307 nt
Organism: Jaculus jaculus (lesser Egyptian jerboa)
Lineage: Eukaryota; Metazoa; Chordata; Mammalia; Rodentia; Dipodidae
Product: glutathione S-transferase theta-2-like
Exons: 5
Coding region: 240-974 (244 amino acids)
Biological process (GO): glutathione metabolic process
Cellular component (GO): cytoplasm
Molecular function (GO): glutathione transferase activity
Source: RefSeq, a predicted model, not a curated record
GCCGAGGAAAACAGGCCAAAGUCUUCCCUCCGCCUCUGUUUAUGAACCCGCCCGCGUCGUCUCCUCCUGCAGUACCCUCCCACAGGGCUCUGCUGGCCAGGCAGGAAAGCGGUCCAGCCCGGGCUGACCAGGGCACAGCGGGACCCCUGAUCGGUGGAGUCCCCCCGGCCGGCCACUGCAUCUGCUUGUGAGCGCAGUCUGUCCCCGCCUUCCCCGCAGCUCCCCUCCUCCUACCCGCCAUGGGCCUGGAGCUGUACGUGGACCUGCUGUCCCAGCCCUGCCGCGCCGUGUACAUCUUCGCCAAGAAGAACGGCAUCCCCUUCCAGCUGCACACGGUGGAGCUGCUCAAAGGGCAGCACAUGACUCAGGAGUUCUCCAACAUCAGCGUGCUGCAGAAGGUGCCCGUCCUCAAAGACGGGGACUUCGUCUUGACGGAAAGCAGUGCCAUCCUGAUUUACCUGAGCUCCAAGUACAAGGUGGCGGACCAUUGGUACCCAGCUGACCCGCAGACCCGCGCCCGAGUCCAUGAGUACCUGGGUUGGCACAGUGACAACAUCCGCGGCACCUUUGGUGUGCUCCUCUGGGCCCUGGUGGUAGGACCACUCAUGGGGGCCAGGGUCCCUGAUGAGAAGGUGGAACGCAAUGAGGCUCAGAUGAACCAGGCUCUGCAGUGGCUGCAGGACAAGUUCCUGGGGGAUAAGGCCUUCCUCACUGGCCAGCAGGUGACACUGGCUGACCUCAUGGCACUGGAGGAACUGAUGCAGCCUGCGGCCGUGGGCUUCGACCUCUUUAAGAGGCAUCCACGACUGGCAGCGUGGCGUGGGCGAGUGGAGGCUUUCGUGGGUGCUGAGCUGUGGCAGGAGGCCCAUGGGGACAUCCUGACCAUCCAGGACAAGGCUGGCAAAAAAGCACUCCCGGUACCCGCUCCAGAGGUCAAGCAGAGGUUGUUGGUUCGUCUCACUAAGAUCCCCUGAGUGGUCCGAUCAGCGAUCAAGACAAGAGCCUUCCGGUCACUGGGCCCUUCACCCUCUCCGUCCUGUCCACUCCCUUGCCUGGGUCCCUUGUCUGCCCUGGGGAGGAGCCCUGCACAGGAGGGGUCCCAGGUCCUUGGGGGUGCUCUGUAGCCGCAACAAACAGAACCAGUCGGUGACAUACAUAUAUACACAUACAUACAUAGCUCCUAGAAAUCAAUAACAUGAAGAACAACAAAUAAACGUAAAGUUGAAAAAUAACAAAAUAAAAAAAAUGUAAUAUUGACAAACAUCUGUGUUUCAAGUAUAAGUAAAGAUUCUGAAUGUUUUGAGGAA